Molecule: messenger RNA, 3629 nt
Organism: Exophiala mesophila
Lineage: Eukaryota; Fungi; Ascomycota; Eurotiomycetes; Chaetothyriales; Herpotrichiellaceae
Exons: 3
Coding region: 389-3505 (1038 amino acids)
Biological process (GO): positive regulation of transcription elongation by RNA polymerase II; protein phosphorylation; transcription elongation by RNA polymerase II
Cellular component (GO): cyclin/CDK positive transcription elongation factor complex; nucleus
Molecular function (GO): cyclin binding; ATP binding; cyclin-dependent protein serine/threonine kinase activity
Source: RefSeq, a predicted model, not a curated record
CUUGGCUUGGCGGCACACGAGUCACCGUGUCCCGCAGAUGGGAAGUGAAGGGUUCAGAAUGACCCUUCCAGCGUUGGUUUUCAUAUCACUUAGAUAGCCCUUCGUGCCUUGACCUGUCCUUUUGCAACGUCAAAUAUCUGCGACUUGCAAAAGGACAGUUUGCUCUUGAAACUCGCCCUCGUCCUUGCACUCAACCCAACCUGUACUGCAUCUUGCCACUCGACUGAAGUGGCCAAAGAAGUCACGUGCGCAAUCACUUUUUGGUCAUUGAACACCUUGACCUGUAGAUGUUUGUCACCCGACCUUAGAUCUACCGACUCAACUUUUAGGUCUUGAUUGAGAUCGACAUACAACUCACAGGACAGACUUCUCACCGGCAAAAGCCAUCAUGGAAGAUAGCACUGAUGGUCAGGAUUGGGACUCGAGGAAAUGGGCACAGGCUGGCGAUUCAGACUGCGCAGAUCGAAAUGAUUUCCAUCGCAACCACCAUCCUCACCUUUCGCCGCCGACAAUUCCAGAUGACUCCCGAGAGUACAUGGCUAGGUCUGGCCCAAGUCAACCAAUGAAGCAUUAUUGGAGAGCUGAAGGGAAUCCUCGCGAGAGACACCAUCAUCCACGCCCGCGAGCAAGAGACCGAGACCGAAGUCCGGGUUCAACGACAUCUCCAAGGGAAGAGCCUUUCGAUCGCCACAGACAGCGAGGUCGUUCAAAUUGGGACAAUUCUGUUUCAUCGAGGAAGGGCCGUCACCACGAAUAUUUUGGGAAGUCGCAUGGUAGACAACCAUCAUUUUCGCCUCCUCGUUAUUCAAGACCAGCUUCACCUCCUCCAUCAAGAAGCAGGCAAUUCGAAGAUUCGUCAAGAUAUCCUCGUGAUUAUUCUCCCGACCGAUCCCCCAAGCGAAGGCGCACCAAGAGUUCCGUUUCAAUAGAGCGAGACAGAGAUUCGCUUGACGAGCGCGAUCGAAACCAAGAAGAUUCUAGAGGCGGCAUUCCCGAUUCUCGUCUUCCGCCGCCGCAUUCGCACCAAUCCGACGAUCUCGACCCAGAUUCUCGAAGUGCCCAAGCCGAACCCUUUGUGCACCCUGAUCGAAGAAGAGGAUUCACUCCUGACCCACGAGACCGCCGCUCUCCUUCCAUAAUUUCACACCCAGGCUCCAGAGCUCCCUCUAAUCGAACACGAGAAUCAUCGAUCGGAUCGAAUUUCCCGCCCAACAGACAGGACCGAUUCAAGAAUCGCCGCUCCAGAAAGAGAAGGGGCAAUCGUCCCUCAAGAUCUCCGUCCUUCUUCGAUCAUACAGAAUAUCAUUCAAUGGAUGGCCAACAUCCAAACCGCGGCAAUCAUGGAUAUAGAGGACAACCGCGUUACCUAGAUUCCAGGCAACAUGGAUCACCCCCUUUCUCCUCGGCCUCUAAUAGCUCUUAUCAUGGCUCGCCUCCUCCAAACCCCCAAUACAACCAACGAGAUGGUUGGGGUGGCGGUGGUGGGCGAGGACAAUAUGCUCAAAUGCAAAGUUCAUCUCCUCCCUAUAGACAAAACAGCUUUUCGGGGCCCAACAACAUGAACAACCCCAAUCCUUUUCCUGGAAAUCAACAUGGUUACCACGGCCAAUCAGGUUAUCGGGGUCGUGGCCGCGGGCAUCACCAAGGUCCUGAUCGAAGAUUCAAUCCCAAUUAUCGCGGGAGAGGAGGUAAUUACCAAAAUCUACAAUGGACACCUCCACCCACCGGCGCACCAACCGGACCUGCAGCACAAAGCUUUCAACCCAGUUCGGCAAACUCGGUGCAACCAUUAUCGACCCCUUCACAAACACCACAGGAUGACGGACCACCAGAGGAACAACAUCCCUUUCGACCAUCCAAGGACCCACAGGCGGAGGAUCAAAGAGACAAUACUCGUCCUACAGGACCCAAAUAUGGUAAUGAGAAUCAAGGCUCGGCUGCCUCCAAAUUCAGCUUUGCAUUCAAACCAAAACCGCCUCCGCAGGGACCCGCUAAGACCACAGCAGAUUUUGCCAAACCCAAAGGGCCCUUUCAACCCGAUAGUCGACCUCCUCAACAUCCCAAAAACAAAUUCCACGAUCGAAGAGAUGACAGACCUGGUCCUCCUCGAGGUCCUGCAGACCGGAGAUUUCCAAAUGAUAGAAGAUUUCCUCCCGAUCGACCACCAUACCCAGACCGAAGACCUGAUCGAUCUCGUUCACCGCCUCCAAAGAAAUUCAAAAAGGAAAUCAAGUCGAGACCUGUCCUACCUCCCGAGUUUGCUGAAUCCGAGUCAAUCUAUUACCGAAAACCCGGAAAUGAGUCUGUCGUCGGAGCUGGCACCUACGGAAAAGUUUUCAAAGCUAUCCACAUUUAUACCAAAGACCAAGUUGCGCUCAAGAAGAUUCGGAUGGAGGCUGAACGAGAUGGUUUCCCUGUCACCGCGGUUCGCGAGAUUCGGUUGCUACAGCACCUGCGACAUAAACACGUUGUUGCGCUGCAAGAAGUCAUGGUGGAAAGAAAUGAAUGUUUCAUGGUAUUUGAGUACUUGUCUCACGACUUGACUGGUCUCAUCAACCAUCCAACCUUCAAAUUGACACCCUCACACAAGAAAGAUUUGGCUCGACAAAUGUUUGAUGGACUGGACUUUCUUCAUCGCCGAGGUGUAUUACAUCGGGAUAUCAAGGCUGCCAAUAUCCUCAUUUCCAACUCUGGACGGCUCAAGUAUGCAGAUUUUGGCUUGGCUCGAUUCUACACCAAGUCCCACAAGCUGGAUUACACUAACCGCGUCAUCACUAUUUGGUACCGACCGCCGGAGCUGUUACUUGGAGAAACACAGUAUGGGCCUGAAGUGGACAUAUGGUCUGCUGCAUGUGUGUUUGUCGAAAUGUUUACCAAAAAGGCAAUCUUUCCUGGCGAGGGAGGUGAAUUGAGCCAACUUGACAAGGUGUACAAUGUCUUGGGAACCCCGACUCGAAACGACUGGCCGGGCAUCAUCGAUCUUCCAUGGUUCGAACUCAUGCAACCCAGUGAUCGACGUAAGAGGGUCUUUGAGGCCAUGUUCAAAGACAUUUUCCCCGCUGCCGCACUUGAUUUAGUGCAAUGGAUGUUCAAAUAUGACCCGAACAAACGUCCGAACGCGGCACAGGUCCUGGCGCAUGACUAUUUUGUGACAGAAGAACCUAAACCCGUUCAAGCAGUCGAGUUAGCAGACGUCGAGGGUGAUUGGCAUGAAUUUGAGUCCAAAGCUCAUCGCAGGGAGAACGACAAGCGUGAGAAAGAAAAGAAGAAAGAAGAGUACAUGAGAGACCGUGAGAAACGAAAAGCCCGCGAAGCAGGACUAUCAGAGUCUAGGGAUGAUACCGAUGCUGCACCGGCAGAGAAGAAAAGCCGACAAAAUCGUCAUCCAGGAUCUGGUCCACCUGAUUCAUCGAACGGUGGAGGUGAUGUGGCUGAGGCCACGGCCGACAUGGCCCGCGAGGAUGAAUCUGAGGGUGAAGGGAGUGCAAGAAUGAGCAUGUCUUGAUAUGAAUAACUACUUAGACAACCAUAGGAGCAUGUUUUAUUAGAGGAAUUGGCCAGGACAUGCCCGUAUCACAGCUCCAGUCUGAUGGAGGUUGUUUGUCUGAAGUUGCUCCUUUACAUUUUUC